AUGAUCAGGGAGACAGGGAUGGAGCGAUGUAGACAUGGAGCGAGGGAGCUAUUAGAGAGAGACGAUGCCCUUGGCUUGACCGUGAGGCAGACAGGCUCUGCAGUAACAGUAACAGCAGCAGCAGUGGCAGGGGGCGGGAGAAAGGCGGGCUGCUAAGUAGUGGCGAGGCAGCGUUGGGUCCCAGUGCGAGCCAGUCUCAUUGCACUGCUCUCCAUGUCUCCACCAGGCAGGCGGAGAGAGACAUUACAGGCAGCCCUGGUUAGCAUGAUGGGGCUAAGAGUGGCUCCGCCUCAGCCUGCUCCCUAAUCAUUACUCCAUUGUCAUCUAGGCUGCAUAUUUUCAUCUCGAAACUGCUCGCAUGUGUUGUGCCCUUUUGACAACGGUGUUUUCCUGCUACAUUAUGGACCGAACAUUCGUACGUAGCUUGCUGCCUUGUAUGCAUUGCUGCGAUUAUAAUAUUAAAAAAGAAUAGUUUAUCAACACUUUAAGCUAAACAUUCUGAUCUGUUGCAUCAGGACUCAUUGCUUUUUAACAUCGUUUUAUGUAGCCUAUAGACCUACUGGUUAUAUGAAUUUAGGAUCUAUCGUCCCACAACACUCCCAGAGUCUGAUUGGAACAGGCUAUUUCUUUGUCGACAAGCUGACCAAUAGAAUAGGUCAACGUUUCUAAAAUGGGGGAUGGUAGAUUGACGUAGGCUAGUGAUUUUGCUGUUCGUUACUUGUCUUUCUUGACAAUUGUUCAAACAUCUUAAAAGUACGCAUCAGAACGAGUGGGCCGAUGAGGUCCAGCUGACCCAGCAACAAGCUGAGCCCCAGGCCCAAGUUCAUGGUGCUGUGCGGGGAUCCACCCCGUACCGGGAGGGGCAGGAGCGGGAUUUGAAGGUGUGUCUGAGCGGCACAGAUCCCUCCAUCCCUCUGGUGUUUGUCAGUGGGAACCAUGACCUGGGUAACGCACCCACCCCAGAGACUGUAGCCCACCCCGGAGACUGUAGCCCACCCCGGAGACUGUAGCCCACCCCGGAGACUGUAGCCCACCCUAGAGACUGUAGCCCACCCCGGAGACUGUAGCCCACCCCGGAGACUGUAGCCCACCCCGGAGACUGUAGCCCACCCCGGAGACUGUAGCCCACCCCGGAGACUGUAGCCCACCCCGGAGACUGUAGCCCACCCCGGAGACUGUAGCCCACCCCGGAGACUGUAGCCCACCCCGGAGACUGUAGCCCAGCUCGGCAACGCCUGGGAAGACGACUACUCUGGUGCUGAACUUCCAGCUGCUCUGUGAUGCGUCGGCCUGCCCCGAUCUGAGAGACGCCCAGGAGGCCUGGUUAGAGGGCCAGCUACAGAGGGCCUCUCAGGGGCAGACCGCCACGAGGCAGAGCCUCAUAGGCAGGUUCACAACGGCCUGGACUUGGUGGUGAGCUCCGCUAUAGGCUGCCAGCUUGGGAGACGACACUCACGGGGUCAGGGUGGUGGUGGUGGUGACCACCGACCAGGUCAUCCAUCUCUACCACGGCCUGGAGCAGCUCAGUGGGCGGGGCAUGGACGAGGACCUCAGGAAACUACUGCAGGCCUGA
Messenger RNA from Coregonus sp. 'balchen', 1573 nucleotides. NCBI's taxonomy places the organism in Eukaryota, Metazoa, Chordata, Actinopteri, Salmoniformes, Salmonidae. The record is from the annotation of a GenBank genome assembly.